This is a messenger RNA of Dermochelys coriacea (leatherback sea turtle), 1094 nucleotides long. RefSeq lists its product as uncharacterized. The transcript has 2 exons. NCBI's taxonomy places the organism in Eukaryota, Metazoa, Chordata, Testudines, Dermochelyidae. Bases 48 to 773 code for a protein of 241 amino acids. The record is from RefSeq and is a predicted model, not a curated record.
GUUCCAGUUUUUGAAAUGCCAAAACAUUUGUCAAAAUAUCCCAGACCAUGAAGGACAGAGGCCAUAACAGGGACCCAAAGCAGUGUCGCAUGAAACUUAAGGAGCUGAGGCAAGCCUACCAGAAAACCAGAGAGGCAAACAGCUGCUCCAGGUUAGAGCCCCAAACAUGCCGCUUCUAUGAUGAGCAGCAUGCCAUUUUAGGGGGUUCAGCCACCACUACCCCAGCCGUGUUGAUUGACUCCUUCAAUGGAGAUGGAGGCAACAUGGAAGCAGGUUUUGGGGACGAGAAAGAUGAUGAUGAUGAAGUUGUAGAUAGCUCACAGCAAGCAAGUGGAGAAACCGGUUUCCUGACAGCCAGGAACUGUUUCUCACCCGGACCUGGAGCCAGUACCCCCCGAACCCACCCAAGGCUGCCCCCAGACCCGCCAGGUGGAGAAGGGACCCCUGCUGCAUGUGUUUCAAGGAUCACAGGAUCUUCUCCUUCCCAGAGGCUACUGAAGAUUAGAAGGCGAAAAAAACGCACUCAUGAUGAAAUGUUCUCUGAGCUCAUGCUGUCCUCCCACACUGACAGAGCACAGACGAAUGCGUGGAGGCAGACAAUGUCCGAGUGCAGAAAAGCACAAAAUGACCGGGAGGAGAGGUGGCGGGCUGAAGAGAGGGCUGAAGCUGAAAGGUGGCGGCAGCAUGAUGAGAGGAGGCAGGAUUCAAAGCUGAGGCUGCUGGAGGAUCAAACUAAUAUGCUCCAGCAUAUCGUUGAGCUGCAGGAAAGGUAGCUGGAGCUCAGACUGCCACUACAGCCCCUGUGUAACCAACUGCCCUCCUCCCCAAGUUCCAUAGCCUCCUCACCCAGACGCCCAAGGACGCAGUGGGGGAGCCUCCGGCCACCCAGCCACUCCACCCCAGAGGAUUGCCUAAGCAACAGAAGGCUGGCAUUCAAUAGCUUUUAAAGUUUUAAACUUUUAAAGUGCUGUGUGGCCUUGUCCUUCCCUUCUCCACCACCCCUCUUGGUGCUUCUCUCCUCCACCACCCCUCCCGGGCUACCUUGGCAGUUAUCCCCUAUUUGUGUGAUGAAUUAAUAAAGAAUGCAUGAAUGU